This is a messenger RNA of Coniophora puteana RWD-64-598 SS2, 822 nucleotides long. RefSeq lists its product as uncharacterized. NCBI's taxonomy places the organism in Eukaryota, Fungi, Basidiomycota, Agaricomycetes, Boletales, Coniophoraceae. Gene Ontology annotation, biological process: fungal-type cell wall polysaccharide metabolic process. Gene Ontology annotation, cellular component: fungal-type cell wall. Bases 28 to 822 code for a protein of 264 amino acids. The transcript has 5 exons. The record is from RefSeq and is a predicted model, not a curated record.
GUCCGCUGGUUUUCCUCCGUCUGAGUUAUGUUCGGCCGUCUCGUAGCUUUCGCGACCUUCUCGCUCGCCCUCGCGCAGGGCGCGCUCGCGUCCAACUCCAAGCGCGGCCUCACCUGGUCCCAGGGCAGCAACAACACCGGGGACAUCUCCGUAGCUGAGAACACCCAGGUCUCGUGGACGUACGACUGGGGCCAGACGGUGCCCGACUACCUCAAGAACUCGGGCCUCACCUACAUCCCUAUGCAGUGGGGCUCUAGCGGCAUCGAGGGUUUCCAGGCUGCCGUUCAGGCCCAGGGCGCGAAGACCGUUCUCGGCUUCAACGAACCCGACUUCUCCUCCCAAUCCAACCUGGCGCCCGCUCAAGCCGCGUCGCUGUGGGAACAGUACAUCCAGCCGCUCAAGGCGGACGGUGUCGCACUCGGCGGGCCCGCCGUGACCGCGGCGCCAUCGGGCAUCCCCUGGCUGCAGCAGUUCCUCGGGAACUGCACGAGCUGCACGUUCGACUUUAUACCGCUGCACUGGUACGGCGACGGCGUCGGCAACUUUUACAACUACAUCUGGGAGUUCCACGGCGAGUUCCCCAGUUAUCCGAUCUGGGUGACCGAGUUUGCGUCGACUUCGACGAAUGUGACCGAGGUUAACAGCUUCUGCAACGCGUCGAUCGCCUACAUGGACAGCUUGGACUGGAUUCAGGGCUACUCCUGGUUCGCGUUCUUCCGCGACGACGGGACCUCCUACUACAACCUCCUCGACGCGAGCGGGAAGCCCAACGCGCUCGGCACGACCUAUCUGACCAGCACGAUCGUCGACCCUCCCAGCUAA